AGAUGUUGAUUAUUUUGACAGCGGUUUGUUUUGUCCGCAUUUUAGUGGAUCUUACGUAUGGUGCUUAUUCAAUAGUUUAAUUGUAUUCUGCUUACAAACUAGAUACAUUUUUAGUUCUUCUAGUGUGGUAGAUGUGUAUAAUAUUGUGAUAAAAAUGAGUGAAUCUGAAGAUGCAAGAAAUGGCGGAAAUGACGAGGAUGAAAUUACUCGGAAAACCGAUCCUGAAAGCGAACAUUUCGACCCAAUAUUUGCCUUAUACGCGGAAAAGAUACCUUAUAUAGAUUCCACAGUGCCUAAAUUCGACAAUUUAGCAAUAUUUGAGGGUAAAUUAAAAGCAGCAGGCUCAUUGGAAGUGGAUUUAUCAAUGCAGGAAAGGAAAGAUAAACCCUCAACCGCUGCCAGCGCCUCAACCUCCACAGCGGGCAACAUAAGACGCUUUCUGCCUGAACAAGAGAUGGUGAAGGGAUACAAGCGGGCGAAGCACACGAAGAAUGUCCUGAAUAUAACUCAAAACUUCAAGGGACCCCUGAAACAGUUGCAUGAAUUUAUGGAGGAAAAACAGAGAGUUAAGAUUUAUAUUCGUCACAAUCACGGAAUUCGAGGAUAUGUGACGGGAGUCAUUGAGAUGUUCGACAAACACUGGAAUAUUGUUCUCACAGACGUUGAAGAAUUCUACAAGCGAAGAAAAUACAAUUACACGGGAAAAGGCGGUGUUUUUGAUAACCCAGGCGAGGAUUGCAGCGAGCGCCUCAAGGAGUUGGGCAUAGCGCUGCCGGAAGUGACGGUGAAAUCAAUCAAUAGGAAAAAUGUGGAAUGUCGGCGUCGAAUUCCAAAUAUUUUACUUCGUGGUGAGCAAAUCGCAUUAGUGACACGCCACAUUGACCCAUCGUGAUUGAUUUAUGGCCAAGAGAUGUGGAAUUUCCAGGGGAGUUACUUUUACUAUUGCGGGUGUUUCUUUGAAGAAAACAUAUUUUGGCAUGAGAAAGAAUCUGAAUAAAAUCGCUAUUUGAUUUCUGUCUAAAGGAUAA
Messenger RNA from Phlebotomus argentipes, 1028 nucleotides. It is a transcript of the gene Lsm11, whose product is annotated as U7 snRNA-associated Sm-like protein LSm11. NCBI's taxonomy places the organism in Eukaryota, Metazoa, Arthropoda, Insecta, Diptera, Psychodidae. Gene Ontology annotation, molecular function: U7 snRNA binding. The record is from RefSeq and is a predicted model, not a curated record. Gene Ontology annotation, biological process: mRNA 3'-end processing by stem-loop binding and cleavage. The coding region runs from base 155 to 892 and encodes 245 amino acids. Gene Ontology annotation, cellular component: U7 snRNP. The transcript has 4 exons.